GAAAAAAGAAAAUCUUAAUCAAAUAUAUGAUGUUGCUUCUCUCUAGGAUAAGGCAGUACCGCCGCCUAGAGUAGUUCCGAUUUUUCCCUUCUUCGGUUCAGCCUUCCUUUUGGUGUGAAACGGAAGGAGGCGGUGCUGUUUUCAUUAACCAAAUUCGAACAAACUUUCGGAUUUGUCUUUGGUUUUGGCUUUUCUCGGUUUGGCUUUUGAGACGAACGAAGUUCAUUUGCAGGGGCAGUUGAGCAAUCAGUUUUUCUCAAAGAGGCAUAUCGGCGGACGAAGUCUUCAACUAUGGAAGAUGUGGUAGAGCAGUAUAGACGCUUGGCUUUGGAGAAAGAAAAUAGUAGUUUGAUUUUUGAUGAUGAUGAGGAAGAAACUACCAUUCCAAAGGCGAAGGCGGAGGAGUUUCCGGUGGUGGGAGUUAUUAUCACUGACCGGAAAGUCAGAUUUCAGGCAGUACAGGAACUGGUUGUAUCUCUCUGGAGGCCAGGAAGAGGAAUGAAGGUUCAAGAAAUUGAGGAAAAGAGGUAUCUCUUCACUUUUAAUCAUAAAAUUGAUAUGAGUCGUGUUAUAGAGGAUGGCCCUUGGCUAUUUGAGCGAAAUCUGUUACUGCUUAAGGCGGUUGGACCUAAUGAUAUACCACAUAAAAUGGACUUAUUUGAAGCAGAGCUCUGGGUGCAAGUGCACAAUGUGCCAUAUAAGUUUAUGAAUGUUGAUACUGCAAGAAGGGUGGGUAAUUAUAUUGGGGAAUUCAUUAGUUUUGAUGAAAGCCACUUCAAGGAGAAAUGGCAUUCUUACUUGAGGGUUAGGAUAAAGUUGGAUGUAAGAAGGCCCCUAAAAAAGGGCUCUACUUUGACUAAGGGAGGGGAAGGACAUUGGGUAGAUUUUAAAUAUGAAAAAUUGCCAAGCUUCUGUUUCAUUUGUGGGAUUAUGGGACACUCUGAGAAAUUUUGCCCAUUGAAAUAUGUGGAGGAUCUCGUUUUGGAGAAAAACUUUAGUGCUGAUCUUAGAGCAGGUGGUGGGGGAAAGAUUAGCCCCACGAGGGGUGGUAUGUGGUUGGGUGAUAAGCAGGGAGGUCCGAGCCGACACUGGAGGACUCAACAAGAUGAAGAAGGUACUAUGAGACAGGGACGUAAGGGAAGUAUAGCUGAGUCAGAGAGUAGUGGCACAAAGGAAGAGAUUAGAAGCGGUGCAGGGGAGGUCACGGUGGAUCAAAAGCGCAGGAGAGUCUGGAAGGAGCCGGCAGAGGAAAACAACUCAGGAAAGGAGAUGGCACUGGACAGCACAAAAAACGGGGAGGAGGCGGGUCUCAACUUCUAGGCCCGCCUGAUGUGUUCGUGAAGCUACAGGUGCAGAAGUUACACAAUGGUGCUUAUUUUGUUAUUGCUUGUUUUGUUUUGUUUGAUGGUCAGACUAUUGUUUUUGUUUUUGUUUUUCGUUAUGGUUAUUUUUGUAAGACUCUUGCAUUAGGCUCGGGUGAUGAGUGUGCUGCAGUAACCAUUGUUGGCUCAAUUAUGCCCAGUUUAGGAUCAGCGAGUUAUACUGCUUUUGUGAAGGUGGUUAACUCAGAGUCUGGCCCAAGGGCGGAUGAUUAUUGGUGGUACUCUUGUUAUUUCAGAUCCUUGCUGAAUGCUUUUAUUCUAAUAUAAGCCCCCUUCAUUCAAAAAAAAAAUGCCAUGCAAUAAAGAAGUUAUGUAUGACUGAGUACGG
Molecule: messenger RNA, 1710 nt
Organism: Cuscuta epithymum
Lineage: Eukaryota; Viridiplantae; Streptophyta; Magnoliopsida; Solanales; Convolvulaceae
Source: the annotation of a GenBank genome assembly